AUGGGUCGGGGUGGAGGCCAGGAGAGGGGCACGCCGGUGAGGAGAUGGCUGCCACUGCGGAAGUUGCCUCAUGCCGCCACUGGAUCUGCGGCUGUCGUUGCGGCUAGGAGAGGAAGUGCCGUCACAAGUGGUCUGGGGGCAUCGCCACUGGAUGCAGGGGGCCUUGCCGUCGCCACCAACGGAUGCGUCGGAGCUGUGUCAGGGCUACGCGCAGGGCCGCCGUGUUCCGAGCCUCGUGUUGCGAUGCCGGAGAAGGGAGACCGCGGCGCGGAUGCGAUCAGGGCCGGCGUCGAUGUCGAGCUGCUGCUGCUCGUAGAGCCUCCUCUCCGGUGCCUCCCGUUGGUCCACGCACUGCCGGGUGCGCGCGCUGCCAGCCGCCGCCAGCCGCAGAAAUAUCUUCGGGAUUACCUUGUGUGA
Molecule: messenger RNA, 417 nt
Organism: Miscanthus lutarioriparius
Lineage: Eukaryota; Viridiplantae; Streptophyta; Magnoliopsida; Poales; Poaceae
Source: the annotation of a GenBank genome assembly